GUGAUUUCAGAUUCUAGUUUUUGUGUUUUGAGGGGAAAUUAGGUAAUUUGGUGAGAAAUGGAAGCUGCGAAUUUGACUGGAUUGAGUCCGAGAUUGAAAUCAAUUUCAUUGGAGAAAGAUAAAAAUGAUGAUCCAGAUUUUGAAGAUUCCGAAUUGGAAGAUAGGCAUUUUCAUUCUAUGGAUGCGUUGGAGAUUUUGAAGGAAACUGUAACGAUUCUUCGGUAUAAUCCAAUUAGUUUUUUGUCAAUUGCUGCAUUGUUAAUUUGCCCUGUUUCUGCUGUUCUGUUAUCUAAUGUGUUAGUUGAUCAGUACGUUGUGAAGAAAUUGAUGAUAAGAUUGUUGUUUUUGGCUAAAUCGAGUGGGCUUCCACUUAAGCCUUUUAUCAAUCAGUCGUGUCAAAAGUUCUCUGAAAUGGUGAUUUCAGCUGUUAUGUGUUUUCCGUUAUAUGUUAGUUUGUUGCUUUUGUCUAAAGCUGCUAUAGUGUACUCUGUUGAUUGUACUUACUCGAGGAAGAAUUUCGACUCUAAAAAGUUUUAUAUCAUUGUCACCAAGAUUUGGAAGCGUAUCGUGGUGACUUAUAUGUGGGUGUGUAUGGUGAUUACUGGUUGUCUCGCGUUGUUUCUUGUACUUCUCGUGGCUGUCAGCAGUGCCUUCUCUGUAAUGGGGUUCCCUCCAGACUUAAUUUUGUACCCCGCGAUGAUAGUUGGGAUUAUUUUCUCUAUAAUUUUAGCAAAUGCUAUGAUAAUUUGCAAUAUAGCUAUUGUGAUAUCUGUUUUGGAGGAUGACUCUGGACCGGAGGUGUUGCUUAGGUCUAGUUCUCUCAUCAAGGGGCAGACACAAGUUGGACUAUUGAUAUUUCUGGGAUCGACUAUUGGGAUGACAUUUGUGGAGGGAUUGUUUGAGCAUAGAGUGAAGAUAAUAAGCUAUGAAGAUGGAUCUUCAAGAAUAUGGGAAGGGCCUCUUCUGGUAAUAUUGUACUCUUUUGUGAUGCUUAUUGACUCUAUGAUGAGUACUGUUUUUUACUUCAGCUGUAAAUCAUAUAGAAUGGAAGCCUCAAAUGAAGAAAGUUUGCCUGUGUUAGAAGCCUUGACGAUUUCUUCAGCAUUAGCAGAAGUUCAAUAACAACAU
Molecule: messenger RNA, 1128 nt
Organism: Solanum verrucosum
Lineage: Eukaryota; Viridiplantae; Streptophyta; Magnoliopsida; Solanales; Solanaceae
Exons: 1
Coding region: 58-1122 (354 amino acids)
Source: RefSeq, a predicted model, not a curated record